Messenger RNA from Bradysia coprophila, 1484 nucleotides. It is a transcript of the gene Gnpnat, whose product is annotated as glucosamine 6-phosphate N-acetyltransferase. NCBI's taxonomy places the organism in Eukaryota, Metazoa, Arthropoda, Insecta, Diptera, Sciaridae. Gene Ontology annotation, molecular function: glucosamine 6-phosphate N-acetyltransferase activity. The record is from RefSeq and is a predicted model, not a curated record.
CACGGCGUACCAUUCUAGGAAUAAAAAUAUUGAAAGAAUUGUUUUGAUGCAUUAAGGUGAAAGUAUAAACGUUUCGAAUCCACGUCAACUGCCAUAAAUUAGAGGUGAUGUGUGACAUUCACAAUCAGUAACAAAUCAGUUGAUAACAGAUCGAGACUAUUCUAAAUACUUCAUCUAAAUUCAAAGGUUUGGACUUCCGCAAAUUGGCAUCACAAUACUCCACAAUGGGACCGGUUGACCAAUACCUUUACGAUCCAAAUCUACUCAAUUCUUUGGACUUUCGAAAGAGUUCUGCCAUAUUUAAGCCAUAUAUUACGGCCGCCGAUCCUGGUGAAUCAUGGAUGAAAGUAAGACCACUUCGGGAAAGUGAUUUCGAUAAAGGAUUCUUGCAGUUGCUAAGUCAAUUGACUGCGGUUGGUAAUGUGUCCAGAAUAGAUUUUUUGCGCAAAUUCGAUCAGAUGAAGGUCAAGGGAGAUUACUUUGUUACCGUUAUCGAAGAUACCAGAAAUCAGUCGAUUAUUGGCGCAGCCACGCUGGUUAUUGAACAUAAGUUUAUCCACGACUGUGGACUGAAAGCUCGACUAGAGGAUGUUGUCGUAAACGACACAUACCGCGGAAAGCAGUUGGGAAAACUAAUAACUGUGACCGUAACACUGCUCGCACAACAACUGGGCUGUUAUAAAAUGUGCCUGGAAUGCAAAGACAAAUUGAUCCCGUUUUAUUCGUCGCUCGGAUAUGUACUGGAGCCGGGCAAUUCAAAUACAAUGCAAAUUCGAUACGCCACUGUUAAUACGAAUCAUACCAAUGAAGACAAUGAGUGAUGAUGACGAUAGAAGGAAAAAAAAUAAUAAUUAGGGAAUGCCGUUGAUAUAACUGGAGAGGAACCGAUAAAAUUAAUCUUGACUUAAUUGAUGUUCUUUUUACACCGCAGACGCUUGAUAACACGAAUCAAUAUUUAUAAUGAAUGAAUGAACUAGGUACCUUCGGUUUGUAUUGAUGAAACGGCGGUCUAAUAACAAUUAACCCACAAAUUAAUAUAAUCUAAAACACACUCGAAACAAACAUUUUUUUCAUCAUUUUUUUAUAUGAAAUUAUUUAUUACUCAUCGUCAAUUGCUUGAUAAGAGUACAGUCGGUGUAUAAUCUGUGGGUUUCCAAAUAUGUGUGUUUACUACACGGUCAUUAACAGUCAUUGUGUUUUUUUUUUAAGUUUUGCUAAAUUAUUUAGCGUUGUUCACAUAAAGAAAAAACCUGUAAAUAUUUUCGUUUUGAUUUUAUAGCGCGUAUGGUCUCAAAUAAAAGUUUGUACAGAUAUAAUUGUGCCAAGUAAUAUACACUUAAUGAACGCUCAGGUCUGCCGCAAUUUUAUUUUUGACCAUAGGCGCCAUAUUUUUUAUUAUUUUUUGUUUUAUUUUUAUUUUUCUUUUAAGUGAUAAUAUUUCGGGGGUGGUUUUAUUGACUUCUUAAUAAAUCUUUAACUAUGCA